Aspergillus glaucus CBS 516.65 is the source of this 1470-nucleotide messenger RNA. RefSeq names its product putative MFS transporter. Lineage: Eukaryota; Fungi; Ascomycota; Eurotiomycetes; Eurotiales; Aspergillaceae. Gene Ontology annotation, biological process: transmembrane transport. Gene Ontology annotation, molecular function: transmembrane transporter activity. The transcript is spliced from 4 exons. The record is from RefSeq and is a predicted model, not a curated record. Bases 8 to 1462 code for a protein of 484 amino acids.
GGCAGGCAUGCCAGCUACCUAUGUCGAGACAGUGGCUGCUAGGCUCUCCAAGGGUCAUCGGGAUUAUCUGAUCGAGCGCCAUGGGACGUUGGACCUAGAUCCCAUUCCGGGGAUUAGUCGUACGGAUCCGUACAAUUGGCCUACUUGGAAGAAAAUGAUGAACUUGAUUCUAGUUGCCUUCCACGCAUUAAUGGGAACCUUCAUGGCGAGCUCGAUUAUCCCAGCAUACUCAACCAUCGUUGAAGAGUUCGGUGUCUCAUUGCAGAGAGCGAGUUACCUCACAUCACUACAAAUCGCGAUCCUUGGAGGUGCACCGCUGUUCUGGAAACCCCUAUCCAACCGAUUCGGUCGCCGUCCCAUUUUUCUGUUAUCCCUGAUAUGCAGUUUGAUCUGUAAUGUAGGAUGCGCAAAGAGUCCCGAUUAUGCGUCAACCGCUGCAUGCCGAGCAUUGGCGGCAUUCUUCAUCUCUCCAGCAUCUGCUAUUGGUAGUGCCGUGGUGAUGGAAACGACGUUUAAGAAGGAUAGGGCCCGGUACAUGGGGGUCUGGACCCUGAUGGUCACACUGGGAGUUCCUAGUGGGCCGUUUAUUUUUGGGUUCGUCGCCUAUCGGGCAGGGUAUCGGUGGAUCUAUUGGGUCCUUGCAAUGAUCAACGGCGGCCAAUUUAUCCUAUACCUCUUCUUCGGACCGGAAACGCGUUACGUGGGCAAUGGUGCCGACCGCCAGAUAAACUGGAAGACCGAAUACCUCUAUAUCAGUCGCAUCGAUAAAACGCCAUUCUCAUGGUACGAGUUUAUCAGGCCAUUAACAAUGGCCAAGCGCCCAUCCAUCCUAAUCCCCGCUGUGGCAUACGCCAUGGUGUUCCUCUUAGCCAGUAUCCUCUCUACAGUCGAGAUCCCAAAUCUUCUCCAAGAGAAAUUCAGCCUGAAUGAAGAACAAGUCGGUCUCCAAUUCCUGGGGGUCAUCAUUGGCUCCAUCAUCGGCGAGCAGCUAGGUGGUAUCAUGUCCGACUUUUGGAUGCGCCUGCAAGAACGCCGACUCGGGCGCAAAGCAGACCCUGAGCACAGGUUGUGGCUGAGCUAUUUUGGCUUCUCCCUCGCCAUUAUCGGUCUGGUUGUUUUCCUUGUAUGCACUCAAGCAGCACCUAGUGGCCAUUGGCGAGUAACCCCCAUCAUUGGCACUGCUAUCGGAGCUGUGGGAAACCAAGUCAUCACCACCGUGCUGGUCACGUAUGCUGUUGACUGUUAUCCGAAGGAGGCGGCGAGUGUUGGCGUUUUCAUCACGUUCGUUCGUCAGAUUUGGGGGUUUCUUGGGCCGUUCUGGUUCCCGUCAAUGUUCGAAAGCGUGGGUAUCGCAGCGAGUUCCGGUGUGGGCGUUGCUCUUAUCGUCGGUGUCAGCGUGGUUCCGACAAUAUUCUUGCACCGGAAGGGGCGUGUAUGGCGUAAGGAGAAGGUAUAUUCCUAAUGCUGUUA